Manacus vitellinus (golden-collared manakin) is the source of this 2900-nucleotide messenger RNA. It is a transcript of the gene MCM3, whose product is annotated as minichromosome maintenance complex component 3. The transcript has 17 exons. Gene Ontology annotation, molecular function: single-stranded DNA binding; single-stranded DNA helicase activity; ATP hydrolysis activity. The record is from RefSeq and is a predicted model, not a curated record. The coding region runs from base 1 to 2370 and encodes 789 amino acids. Gene Ontology annotation, cellular component: nucleus; MCM complex. NCBI's taxonomy places the organism in Eukaryota, Metazoa, Chordata, Aves, Passeriformes, Pipridae. Gene Ontology annotation, biological process: DNA strand elongation involved in DNA replication; mitotic DNA replication initiation; double-strand break repair via break-induced replication.
AUGAACCUCCGGGAGGAAGACCAAGGGAUUUACCAAGGCAAGGUCCGGGACAUGAUCAGUGACAACCAGUGCCGGCUCCUCGUCAACAUCAACGACCUGCGGCGGAAGAACGAGAGGAGAGCCAACAGGCUCCUGAGCCAUGCCUUUGAGGAGCUGAUGGCCUUCCAGCGGGCCCUGAAGGAUUUCGUUGCCUCCGUGGACGCCACCUACGCCAAGCAGUACGAGGACUUCUACAUCGGGCUGGAGGGCAGCUUUGGCUCCAAGCACGUGUCCCCACGGACACUGACGGCCUCUUUCCUCAGCUGCAUCGUCUGCGUGGAGGGCAUCGUGACAAAGUGCUCUCUGGUUCGUCCAAAGAUCGUCCGGAGUGUCCAUUAUUGCCCAGCCACCAAGAAGACAAUUGAGCGCCGAUACACGGACAUGACCUCCCUGGAUGCCUUCCCAUCCAGUGCCAUCUACCCUACAAAGGAUGAAGAGAACAACCCCCUGGAGACAGAGUUUGGCCUCUCAGUCUACAAGGACCACCAGACCAUCACCAUCCAGGAGAUGCCCGAGAAGGCCCCGGCGGGGCAGCUGCCACGCUCGGUGGAUGUGGUUCUGGAUGAUGACCUGGUGGACAAAGUGAAGCCUGGGGACCGUAUCCAGGUGGUGGGGACAUACCGCUGCCUGCCAGGGAAGAAAGGGGGAUACACCUCGGGGACUUUCAGGACUAUCCUCAUCGCCUGCCACGUGAAGCAGAUGAGCAAAGACGUGCGGCCUCUCUACUCUGCUGCUGAUGUGGCCAAGAUCAAGAGAUUCAGCAAGAGCCGCUCCAAGGAUAUCUUUGACCAGUUGGCCAGAUCUCUGGCUCCCAGCAUCCAUGGGCACGAGUACAUCAAGAAGGCCAUUCUCUGCAUGCUGCUUGGAGGGGUGGAGAAGAUCCUGGAGAACGGGAGCCGCAUCCGAGGAGACAUCAACAUCUUGCUGAUAGGAGACCCUUCUGUGGCCAAGUCCCAGCUGCUGCGGUACGUGCUCAGCACAGCACCCCGGGCCAUCCCCACCACGGGCAGGGGCUCCUCCGGCGUUGGCCUGACUGCUGCUGUCACCACGGACCCUGAGACCGGUGAGCGGCGCCUGGAGGCGGGAGCCAUGGUGUUGGCCGACCGGGGCGUGGUGUGCAUCGACGAGUUCGACAAGAUGUCCGACAUCGACCGCACGGCCAUCCACGAGGUGAUGGAGCAGGGCCGUGUCACCAUCGCCAAGGCCGGGAUCCAGGCCCGGCUCAACUCCCGCUGCAGCGUCCUGGCCGCUGCCAACCCCGUCUACGGCCGGUACGACCAGUACAAGACGCCCAUGGAGAACAUCGGCCUGCAGGACUCUCUGCUCUCCCGCUUCGACCUGCUCUUCAUCGUGCUGGACCAGAUGGACCCCGAGCAGGACAGGGAGAUCUCGGACCACGUCCUGCGGAUGCACCGCUACCGCAACCCCAACGAGCAGGACGGGGAUGCCAUGCCUUUGGGCAGCGCUGUGGAGAUCCUGGCCACGGAUGACCCCGACUUCACGCAGGAGGAGGAGCAGGAGCUCCAGGUGUAUGAGAAACACGAUGACCUCCUGCACGGGCCCAACCGCCGCAAGGAGAAGAUCGUCAGCAUGCAGUUCAUGAGGAAGUACAUCCAUGUAGCCAAGAUGAUCAAGCCCGUGCUGACCGAGGAGGCGGCGAGUUACAUCGCGGAGGAGUAUUCCCGCCUGCGCAGCCAGAGCCAGAUGAACUCGGACAUCGCCAGGACCUCCCCCAUCACGGCCCGGACCCUGGAGACCCUGAUCCGCCUCUCCACAGCCCAUGCCAAGGCCAGGAUGAACAAGACUGUGGAUCUGCAGGAUGCUGAGGCAGCUUUGGAGCUGGUGCAGUUCGCCUACUUCAAAAAGGUGCUGGAGAAGGAGAAGAAGCGCAGAAAGCCGGUGGAGGAGGACUCAGAGACUGAGAAGGAGGAGGAUGAGGAGUCACAGCCCAAGGAGGAGCGCAGGACGAGGAGGAGGAAGAAGGCACGCACGGAAGGCGAAGAAGGCUCCUACGACCCCUACGACUUCAGUGACGCCGAGGAGGAGAUGCCACAGGUUCAGGCACACACUCCAAAGACACCCGAAGCCUCGGCCACUGGGGAAGAGAAGAAGGUGGAGUUGGCUGAGCCAAGGUUGAAAGCGUUCAAGGCUGCUCUCCUGGAGGUCUUCAAAGCUUCCCACGCCCAGUCUGUGGGUCUGAAGAAUGUGAUGGAGUCCAUCAACCGCGACAACCCCGAGCCCUUCUCGCUGGCUGAGGUGAAGGGGGCCUUGGCCCACAUGCAGGAUGACAACCAGAUCAUGGUGUCUGAUGACAUUAUCUUCUUAAUCUGAGCCUCUGGGUGGAAGAUCCCAAGUUUUUGUGGACUCUCAGUCUGGAGACUCUCUGUGUUUGCCUUCAGCUCUCUCCUGAAUCCUUCAUCUGGCUGAGCUGGACUUAGGCGAGCUCAAGUCUCUGCACUUCCUUUCUGUGCACUGCUGGCACAAAAGAAAAACUAGGAGCUCUGGAAGCUGUUAACUGUCUUCAAAGUGGAGCAUUUGGGAAGAGGCUUGUUUCUGCAAGGAGAUGAAAGGAAAAACCUAAGAGCAAACUAUCAAUGUUCUUAAUGUAUUGGUUUUAGCUUUGGUGGCUUUUUGGUGGAUUUUUUUUUUUUAAUGAAAAAAUCUGGAUUUAGGAAUCCAACAUUUAGUAGUGGUGGUGAGAAGCAAUGUGAGAGCUCCACUAGUAGUGAAGCUUUUAUUUUUCCCUUUUCUUCCCCAAUUGCAUAGGCUAGAUCUGCUUGUCUCACAAGGAAAGAUGCCUAAUGCCUGUCUUGUUGGUUCUACUUUUCCCACCCAUCUUGUGGAGGAUGAUUCCUAGUGCU